UAAUUAUUCUUGCCUACUUCAACUACACCUUUAUUUUCAUUACAAAAUUUCCGCUUAUACACCCUAUACUAGGAACGCAUCUAUUACGAUUAACAAAAUACAACCAUGUACAUAAUUCCGAAAAAAUGCGCAACGCGAAAUUCGGACGCGUAUUUGUUUUGAUUUUUGUUUUUAUAAAAUUCUUUAUCGCAACAUCAUAAAAUAUUUAAUAAAACGAAAAUAAAAGACCUUAAUAUGAUAAAAUGUAUAAAAGUUAAAAGUAACUGGAAAGUGUGUCGUCAUAUUUAGUUUAAAGGAAGCUGAUGAGGGUACAUUUCCUAUAUCUAAAACCUGAAAUGGAUAACAUUUUCGUGGGACAAAUUGAGGAGCGUUUUACACAGCAAAAUUUUAAAGCAAAUUCCAAACGUGCCUAAAGACUUUAAAUGCCUAACUUAUAAACUACGUUGAUGUCUAGUACAGCUUGAAAUGCGUUAGUUCGCUUUGUUGCAAUAAGGUGCAAGAACUUCAUUGCGAGCGGGGCAAAUGUCGGACACAGGUGUAUAUGUUUUAAUUCACAACAAACGAUUACCAGUUUUGAGCGAUUUAUUUAAAAAGAUAAUGUAAAUAAAUGGAGAAAUACCUUAAUGUGAUGAUGUGGGUGGUUACGUGACUACAUAUGAAAUGAUGCACUUGAAUAUUUAGCUAUGAAAAACUACUGAGCUUUGUAAUUGAAUCGUGAAACUACUAAGUUUUAACUGUAAAUAAAAUUGAAAUCGCUCUCGGAGUAAAGAUUUGCAUCAAAACCAAAUAUAAAUAUGUAUGCCGACAACACUGCCGCGAAAAUGCAAAUUUCAGCUUUGGGAACAGAGGAAAUUCAACAUCUCGAUCUAGUGGAUUUCCUCACAUCCAUAUGAAUGUAUGUUGAUGCAUACCUAUUCGCACACACAAUGCCAAGCAGCGUCAGAUAAUAAACGCAGAUAGGGAGUAGAUAAAAAGUAAGGUCGCGUGUGAAAGCGUAUAAAGACAACCUCAAGCUGUAAAGAGCCGCAAAAUGUUGCUAUUUUCUCUGCUAAAGCAAUAUAAUUAAACAGAUUAGAAAGAAAUCUCAUUAAAGCAUAAUAGAAUAAAAUAAUUACAACACAGUUUGACCGAGGAAUCGCUUUAAAAUGCCUAUAUUGGCGGCGAAAAUUUCACAAGCCACAGCCUCAGCUGCCAUUAUGGCAACGCCAACAACGACAACGAAUUCCAUUGGCAGCAGCCAGGGCAAUGUAGACUCUGGCGCAACAAUAACAACAACGACGAUAACAGAUCCAACAAACACCGGUGGCGCGUUGAACCAUCAUUAUCAUCAUCCGCCGGCGCCGCAUGCGGCCCCAAACACCGUAGGCAAUGUCUUGUCGUCAUCGUCGUCGAUGGCACCUGCAACAACGUCUGUAGCUGGAGUAGCAGCAGCCCCAGCAAUAGCUAUGAGCACCGUUGCAGCUAGUUUAGCCACAUUUAACGGAAAUUCAAAUUUAAAUGUUGCCAACGGAAACAUUGGCGGCAGUGGCAAUCACAGCAACAACAACAGCAAUACUAAUAGUAACAUCGCCAGCAGUGGUGGUGUUGGUGGCGGUGGCAAAAAGUCAAUGACAACACUGAAUGCAUCCCGUGAGGAUGUUGCAUCACCACCUUCAACGCAGAUUCCUUUUCUACAGUCGCUCGCACAGCUGGGCAGUACCAUGCCAUCAACGUCAAUCAACAAUCACCAGUUGUCAGCGUCCAGCAGUCAAGGUAAUCGCAAUCAUAACAACAAUAACAGCAAUGGCACCGGCGCUAGCAGUAAUAAUAAUGGCAAUGGUAACGGCAAUGGCAACAGCAACGGCAACGGCAAUGGAAAUAUCAGCAGCAUCCUCAAAGGAAGUAAAGCUGUCACCGGAAUCACCUUUUUUGCAGAAAACUUGUUACAAAAUUGCUAUAAUGGCGGUACUACAAGCGAUAUUCUUGGGCCAGAAACUGACGAUCCUGGUGAUGGUUUGGGCCCAUUACCACCAAAGUGGGAGACAGCUUACACUGAACGUGGUGAAUUAUAUUUCAUCGAUCACAACACUGGCACCUCACAUUGGCUCGAUCCGCGACUGUCUAAAUUCCAGAAGAAGUCGCUUGAAGACUGUGGGGACCAUGAACUGCCUUACGGUUGGGAAAAAAUCGAAGAUUCUCUCUAUGGCACUUAUUAUAUAGAUCAUGUCAAUCGACGCACUCAAUAUGAAAAUCCCGUAUUGGAAGCUAAACGGCGAGCAGCUGAGCAGAAACAAAAACAGCAAAAUCAACCGCCACCGCCAGCGCACACCCAUUCACAAAACCAGCAAGUAGCCAGCAAAUUACAGCAGUCGCCGCCACCUAACCAGCAGUUGCAACAACGAUCGCAAACACCUUCAACUCAAUUGCCGUCUUCAAACUUAAAUGGUAUCAAUGCGAUUGGUGGUAAUGAUGUCGAUCGGGUCACUACGGUGGGUAUCAGUAUGAUAGAUGUAGCGCAACGUGGCAUGCAACCACCUCCACCCAAUGCGAGUUUACCAACGCCACCAACGGCAAUGUUGCCAUACAAGUUCACGCGAAAUCCCAGCGAGAUGCAGGGCGAACGUAUCACAGCGUCGCUGAUAAAGUCAGCGCGUGGCCUGGGCAUUACUAUAGUGGGCGGUGAUGACGGUGCCGAGGAGUUCCUGCAAAUCAAAUCAAUUGUACCACACGGACCGGCGUGGCUGGACGGCCAGUUGCAAACCGGCGACGUGCUGGUAUAUGUGAAUGAUACUUGUGUGCUCGGAUUUACUCACCACGAAAUGGUCAACAUUUUCCAAUCCAUUUUGCCGGGAGAAACCGUUACUUUAGAAGUAUGUCGCGGCUAUCCUUUGCCAUUCGAUCCCAAUGACCCGAACACAGAAGUGGUCACGACUAUAGCUGUGGACGGAAUGAGUGUUGCAGCGACAGACAAACAGCGACGGAUGUUGCUGGAUCUGCACAUGGAUGGAAAUUACAAUUUUCUUGAUAAUAGUGGUGGAGGGGAGGGCGCUUCAAAAGCCCAUUCGUACAAUCACAUACGUAGUCAGCACUCACCUGCCUCUGGCGGCUUGAAUGAUGGCUUCAUAUUAAUGAAAAAGCCAGAGCCGCAAGUGCAUACGUUUGCCAUUGUAAAGGGAUCCAUGGGGUUCGGCUUUACCAUUGCCGACUCCGCUUACGGACAGAAGGUGAAGAAGAUCCUUGACUACAAUUCUUGCACUCAACUGCAAGAAGGCGAUGUUCUAUUCGAGAUCAACGGCGUCGAUGUGCGCCAACAGAGUCAUCUCGAAGUUGUGCAAAUACUGAAGGAUUGCUCGAAAACCGAACCUACCAAUGUCAAAAUUCAACGUGGCGGUCCAUCCAACAACAGUGCCAGAGCGUCGCCAUCCGGCGCCAUAUAUAGUACCGUUACAAGUAACCCACCACCUACCAGCACCUCAAAUAGUAACCAAGGGAAUGUCGCAAAACUACGUAAAAACUUCACUUCGGCACUAUUUCGCAGCAAGACACCGACCGCAGAUCUCUACAGCACUCAGCAAAAGGAGAUUCUACCGGUACGCCCUAAAACGCCAUUGGUAGAUACGCGGCGCACACGAGCGCAGACACCUAAUGAUGAGAUCCAACAUGGUAAAGAUAUCAACGAUGGCACUUCUUUGGGAAAAGACGAUGGUAGAUUGUCGACAAGUAAAACCCAAUUGGAGUCGGGUACACUCAAAUCAACAAGUAGUCUUCAAGAGAUCGAAGCAAUCAGUCAAGAGAUACCGUUUUUGGAUCCGUACCCGAAAUUAGUCACCAGUCUUAGUGAGAGAUUGGCUGGAGCAUCGCUUCUCUCAGAAAUUACCGGAAAUACUGGCUCUAAUGGUGCUAGUGCAGGCUACCACCACUCCGGGGGACUCUCACUGCCGCCCAGUGUUGGUGACUCAAUGCGUUACGAUCACCAAGAGUACGUAACAGCUGGCGUGCGUGGUGGCAAUGUGAUCUACGGCAUUUCACCACAUCCUUCCAGUAUGAAUAAUUUCUAUGCGACGCAACAGUUGCCCACACCUCCUCAUCUGAAUAUAUCUGCUAGCAGCUAUUCGCCAUCCACAUCGCUCAGUCUGACAACAACUUCUGCCACACAGCAUCAUCAUCCACUCCAAUUGCCGCCACCACCACCGCCCCAUCCACACCCCCACAUAUCACAGUACUCGCCCGUACCGUUGCAUGCUACAACACCUCUGCAGGCGGCACACAUACAAAAUGAACGUAUGCAGAAGCGUGUAAAUGAGCUUUUAAGCGAUCGUCGUCGUGUUGGCUUUUCCGCGCUCGAUGUACUGCAAGCGCAAAAGCAUCCGCCUGCGAUGUAUGGUCAUCACCAACUGCUGCAACAGCCUCCAAUGCACCAGCAACAUUCUCCUGCUGUUAGCAGCGUUUCGCAACAAGCACCGAUCUCCUGGCUGGGAGCCGGAGUUUACCCUAACACUUCACAAGCAUCUCCUGGUGGUAAUUUGCCGUACAUGCAACGUAACGGUGGUGCGCUGGAUACUCGGGAUGAGUUGUCUACGGAUCAGUAUGAGCUGAGCGAGGUUACACUGGAGCGGCAGGCCCUAGGCUUUGGGUUCCGCAUUGUCGGCGGCACAGAAGAGGGCUCACAAGUGACAGUGGGUCACGUUGUGCCAGGCGGAGCUGCGGAUAAUGAUCACCGUAUUAAUACUGGCGAUGAGAUACUCAGCAUAGAUGGAAUCAAUGUGGUAAAUUCGUCGCAUCACAAAGUGGUUUCACUGAUGGGCGAGGCGGCACUGCGCGGUCAAGUAACGAUGAUAUUACGUCGUCGAUUAAUAUUAUCACAGCAGCCGCACCUGAUGCAUACACAACAGCACCAACAACAACAACAGUUGCCCUUGCCCUUGGCGCCGCCGACGGCGUUAGCUGUGCCUUUACGAAACGCGUUUCGCUACCCAUAUGACGUAAUAGUUGGCCGACAUGAGUCCGAAGGCUUCGGUUUUGUAAUAAUUUCAUCUUCGAAUCAGUUUUAUGGUUCCACAAUCGGCAAAUUGAUACCUGGCAGUCCUGCCGAUCGCUGUGGUGAAUUAAAAGUAGGUGAUCGUAUUAUCGCUGUGAACCGCAUUGAUAUUGCCGGCAUGUCACAUGGUGAUGUGGUCAAUCUCAUAAAGGAAUCCGGUCUCCAUGUACGUCUUACAAUCGGUUGCCCGAAAGACACAUUGCAGACACCAACAACUACCGGUGGCACAUCGACAUCAGCUCUACUCACCAACUCUGCACAAGUGUCACCAGGUCAGCUAUCUCAAACACAACUCUUGUAUACACCUUUAGCAACACAACAACAUAAACCACGCACAUCGCCAAACUUUUUGCCCAGCAACGAUGGCAGUGGUCCUUCCUACUUUGUUGAAAACCCUAGAACAAGUGCGGCAGCUAUCUUACCGCAACAAUCUCCACAACUACAACAGCAACAACAUCAUCAACAGCAGCAACAGCAGUUAGCACAACAUUUAUGACUUUGAGACUUUCAAAUAAGACUCUAUAAAAGCUUCCUUUAACGUAGGAACGCUCUUUAUGCACACAUAAAAAAUACGAAUGACAUUUCUUAGGUGAAUCGGAUUUAUUAACCCACUACAAAAAGGAAGAUUUUAUCAAUUCCUCGGAAUAUUUAUGUUUUUGUAUGUAUGUUGCCUGAUAACUUUGGGCCACGUGAACCGUCUUUGGUUCAAUUCCAUAGAUCGGAUCAUGAAGAAAUUAACUGUACCCUUAAAUUUCUAUAUGAGCAUUGAAGCUGUUUUUUUUGGCUUAAAAGUUACUUGUUUAUGAUAAACAUUUGUAUGCAGGCAAGGCACUUGAAACAGGUAAUAACUGUACUCCUAAAUUUUUAUAUGAUGCUUAAAAAUUACAUAUACUUACUUAUAUAUACAUGUACGCGAAUCAGAGUCCUAUGGAAAAAUGAUGUAAAUUUUUAUUGCGUUUCUAAUAUGAAAUAUCCCGGUUCACAGUGCGGCCAAAAUUCGAAACUUUGAAGAAAUGAUUCGAAAUUUCGUACAAGGGGGUUUUCGGGGUCACUUCCCAAUAAUCAUUAAGGUGAACGGUCGAAAAUGGCCUUCGAUAUCCGUGGCAGAUUUUAUUCGGUAGGUAAUACUUUUCUAAGUUACCUCCAAUAGGUUUAAAGGCAGCAUCCGACAGCGUGUUAUUACUCAAGUUUUUUAAAGGACAAAAAUUUCUACUUCUAAAAAAUUUCUGUUAUGGUGUUGAUAUUAAUUUUUUUUUUUUACUUAUUUUACUAGCCUUCAGACGUAGAUUCCAUUUUGUUUUGUUGCAUUUCCUUUACUCAAAGUCGUUUCAGACGUUUAUAUUUUUUCCCUUUAAAUCUACCAUAAUGUUAUGAUUGGGCAAAGACCACAUUCCGACUGAAAAUAAAGAAUCCCUUGGGUUACAGCCCGUUACUGUGAACGGUGUUCGCUUCUUAGAUAAUCCCUUUAGCCAACUUAAUGAUGAAAAAGCCCUGUCUAGAAACAUUUUUUUUUUAAUUUUGGCCGCACUUGUGCCCACUUGGACCCACUUGCAAAUGUAAUGCUUGGGAAUGCAAAAAGUAGGGGAUAGCUCCUAUAACUUAUGCACGAAAAGAUGCAAGAGUUUCUGUACAGAAGGUCAUACCACAUAAAUAGAAGAAAAAAAUUAAGAAAAAAUAAAGUUCGUGGCGUAGGUUUUGAAUCCGCGACCAACAAGUUGGCUUACUAUACAUUAUUACUUACUAUACAUUAUCCGUUCGCUUACAUUGCGAUGCAUCUUUUCGUUCAACCGUAGUUGUUAAUCUUUUCUUGGUAGAAAAA
Rhagoletis zephyria (snowberry fruit fly) is the source of this 6836-nucleotide messenger RNA. RefSeq names its product membrane-associated guanylate kinase, WW and PDZ domain-containing protein 1-like. Lineage: Eukaryota; Metazoa; Arthropoda; Insecta; Diptera; Tephritidae. Gene Ontology annotation, molecular function: protein binding. The record is from RefSeq and is a predicted model, not a curated record. Gene Ontology annotation, cellular component: cytoplasm. Gene Ontology annotation, biological process: signal transduction.